Cydia pomonella (codling moth) is the source of this 2839-nucleotide messenger RNA. Its product is annotated as probable methylthioribulose-1-phosphate dehydratase. The record is from RefSeq and is a predicted model, not a curated record. Lineage: Eukaryota; Metazoa; Arthropoda; Insecta; Lepidoptera; Tortricidae. Gene Ontology annotation, cellular component: cytoplasm. Gene Ontology annotation, molecular function: metal ion binding; methylthioribulose 1-phosphate dehydratase activity. Bases 138 to 821 code for a protein of 227 amino acids. The transcript has 6 exons.
GAUAUAACCUCAUCGCAUUGUAUAUUUCACUGUAUCUAUUUGUUUUAUUUGCUGUAUCUGACCGUUCGUAAUGUUUAGUCUACAUUGUUAAAUAAAAUAAGAGAUAAGAUAACGUUUAGUUCAGUACCUCGGUAACAAUGUCAGCGUACGGACCAGAGCAUCCUCGUAACCUUAUCCCAGAGCUGUGCAAUCAGUUCUAUCAUUUAGGAUGGGUGACGGGAACUGGCGGUGGCAUCUCCAUUAAAGAUGGGGAAAAGAUCUACAUAGCACCAUCAGGGGUACAAAAGGAACGGAUGAAGUCAGAUGACCUGUUUGUGCAGACAAUCAAUGAUGAAGAUCUGGAACUCCCCCCUCCAGAGAAACAGUUGAAGAAGAGUCAGUGCACGCCUCUAUUCAUGCUGGCGUAUAAGGAGCGCGGCGCAGGCGCCGUCAUUCACACGCACUCGCCACAUGCCGUUCGCUGCACGCUACUCUAUGACAAGGAGUUCACCAUCACCCACCAGGAGAUGAUUAAGGGAAUAAAAGACUCCAAACUAGGUCGGUUUUUGCGCUACGAUGAAAAGUUAAUCGUCCCCAUCAUUGAGAACACGCCUUUCGAGCGAGACCUGGCCGGCAGUCUCGGCGAGGCUCUGAGGCAGUACCCUGGAACCAGUGCUGUGCUGGUUCGGAGACAUGGAGUCUAUGUGUGGGGGGAUACUUGGCAGCAAGCAAAGACUAUGACAGAGUGCUACGACUACUUGUUCGAGAUGGCGGUGGAGAUGAAGAAACUCGGCCUGGAUCCUGCGUUCAACCCUGAAGCCCAGAACAAACCUGCUAACUAAAGAAACUAUUGAUUGGUUACUAGUAUGUGCGAAAUGUUCGUUGGUGAAAGAACUGUGUAACAGCAUCCGGCUAUAGUAUUUUUCAAACAGGAAGAGUACGCUAACAGACUUCAUGUAUGUAUGUAUGUAUGUCACUUUAUUUCACAUAAACAGGUUAACAUAAAACAGACAAAAAAAAUGUUAUGUACAAAGGCGAACUUAUCACAUCAUCUUCAUCUUAUUACAAUUUUGCGAGAUUUGGCGUUUUAAAGUUAUAAAUUGUAUGGACAUGACUCAUCGUGUUUGAAAAAUAGUGUAUCAUUCAUAUCAAUCCAAAGGUCUAAAGGUCAGGUCUGACGUAUGAUCACCUGCGUGUAUUUCUUAGUAAGAUUGUGCGGGUUCACCAUAUCUGGAUGGACCUUCUUAGCAUUACAUAGGUGCUGGUCACCUGUAUUCCGAAAACUGUUCAAAAUUAAUGAUUGCCUUUUUUAGGCUGGCGGCGCCACUAUCAUGCUCGCAAGCAAUAGCGUGAUACAAACAGCAAAAAUAUCUGAUCUGCACUAGAGUCGGACCAAGAUAUCUCUGCAUGGCAUUUGCACUGACAAAGGGCUUGUGCACAAAUCACGUUACUGCUUUUUUCGGCUACUUUUUUGACCCCGCCUCCCCCUUGGUGAGGUUAUUGGCUACCCCCCCCCCCCCCCCCCCCCCUUCCCCACACCCUUCCUCACGUGCUUUUUAUUUUAUUUUUUCAUUCGAUCAAAUUUUAAGAUAAAUACUAUUGUAUAGAGUUACUCUUGUUUAUACUCGCUAUUUUGAAGUGCCAAGAGAAGAUUUAUGUUUAACGAAACCGAGAAAAAGUAUGUGGUAAAUAUUUUUUCUUAGUUUCGUUCACUGUAGAAAAAUGCACGUGAGGUCUCCAUAUACAACCCCCCCCCCCCCCCCCAACGUGAUCUAUCGUGACACCCCCCCCCCCCCCCCAUCGAAUCUCGCGUGAUUUGUGCACAAGCCCAAAGUGUGGAUGUCAUCAUUAAUGUAUCACGAAAAUUUAAUUUUAAAAAAUAUGCCUUGUAUAAUUGACACUACCUCACUUUGUAUUGAAAUCGGCGAAAAGUCAGCUUAGAUGGACUAUUUAAACGCUCAAAAAUAUAUUGAUACUAAUUGUACAUAGCAAUAGAAGAAAUGUUCUAUUGGCUAAGCCUUGGUCUCCGGUUAACGCCGUACGUUGUUUUCAGCCUUAUUUUCUAUAAAAAUGUGUCUGUCAUCCUUUGCACGCAAGCCAUCUAUUAAAUGCUUUGCUGAAUGCUUCAAUGGCAAUACUGUUCAAAUGGCAAUCAUUUUCAAGCAUCAAGACAUCAUUGACUGUAAAGUGCAAACUAACCAAAGUGAACCUUGUUUCAACGAAAUAAGGUCUAACAAUUGUCUAUGAAAUUUUAUACAGUAGAGUUUUUUAUUGACCAUUGUGUUAUAGUCCAAGUUUACCUACGUCAUUCUUCUUUAUAUACUGCCAACAAGAGUGGCAACUCUUUAGGAUCCAUACGUGUUAAGUUAAUUAGUUUUGUUUAGUCAUUAGUAUUACUUAUAAUGAAUAAAGUUUAUAGAGUGAGACCAAGGUAAGCCUGCAACGAUUUUGAUAGCACACGCAGCGCAAGUAUUAUUUUAAACGUCAAACUUCUACACUAGUAUUAUAGGGAGCGUGCAUGAACUAUAGGAGGCAGCACUGGAGCCGUCAGAUUUUUGGCGCGAGGCGUAAAUGUGAUGUUUAUUGUUCUGAUGUAGCCUACAAGAUGGCAGAACCUACUAUGCACAAGAAAACACGUGACGUGUAAAUGUACACGUUUAUGGUUCCGAUUCAGGACACAAGAUGGCAGACCCUCCAACGCGCUCGGUCCCUAUAUGAUCUGUGCUUCUACGAAAUUAUGACGUAUAAAUAACACUUGCACUGCGUGUACUUUCAAAAUCGUUGCAGAUUUAUCUUGGCCUAACUACUCAUAUCGCAACACUCCACUAAUAAAGUUGAAAUAAAUAUAUUUUUUGCGAAA